GUACGGGCGUGUGGCUUGUAUGCACGGUUAUCGCUCGACAUGUCGACAGUGUGCGGCUCCCCGCUCUGACAGUUCGCGCUUAUCGAAACCGAGAAAGCACCUUGCGUCGACUCCCUACUGCAGAGUGAUACCACUGGCGACUGCGAUAAGCGUUCCCUGCUCUUAUCGUUUGAUGCACUUCGUGUGUCCAUUGUAAGCUGUGAUUAGCGCAGCGUAUGUCUCUGCUUUAUAGUGUGUUCUGUUAAGACAAUGAGGUGUAUUCAUAAUAGCGAUUAUUGUGGAAUGUGUGAAAACCGAACGCUUGCUGUGCCAUGCACUUUCGGCCACGGAUAACGUGCGAAAUAGAGCGAGGGAGGAUCUUCGGAGAAGACAUCUUCGGCGCUAAACAUGUCGGCCUUGCGUGAUGACCCUGAUGUGACCGAUCAAGUGAAAUGCUUGGAGACCCUGGCGAGGGAAGAGCUGGGUGAAACACCGGAAGUGAAACGAAGAUGCCUGGCGGAGUUACGGCAACUUCUUGAAGGUGAGGAGAACUUGCGACUACCUCAAGACGAUGCAUUCCUGCUCAUGUUUCUCCGAGCCCGCAAAUACCGAGUCAAAGACGCACUCAAGAGGAUCAAAAACUACUUUCGCAUUCGCAAGGACGUUCCCGAGUAUUUUGAAAAUCUCACACCAUCCAGCAUUCCGUACCAGACAGUGUGCUAUGAACACAAUCUGAUUUUGUCAUCGAAAAAGCGAGAUCCUCUGCGCAGAGCUGCAGGAUAUCUUAGGUUCGGAGCUUGGAAUAGUGGCAUAUGUUCAAUGGACGAGCUCAUCAGGUGCCUAUUGGUGGCCACCGAAUGCAACCUCCUCUCAGAAGAGACACAGAUUCGGGGUGCUGUGGCUAUCAUAGACAUGGAAGGCUUCAGUAUGCACCAUCUCCUCGUGCUAUCACCGUGGUUUCUUCGUCGAGCACUCACUAUCAUAGAGGAUACUCUCCCAGUCCGCAUCAAGGGAUUUUACUUUGUAAACACACCAACCAUCUUCAGUAUUGCUUACACUCUCAUCAAGUCACUCAUGUCAGCGAAAUUAAGGAAAAGGGUUCGACUACUUGGAAGCGACUUCUCGGCUCUGCACGACAUUCUUCCUUCCGACAUCAUACCAAAAGAGUGCAGCGGAGAGCGGGAGGACUUCGACUACCACAGACAGGAGAAAUUCUUCCUCAGCAACGCAAGACAUUUUGAACAAAUGAGUCAGUUUGGCUACUCGUCAACGUAA
Messenger RNA from Rhipicephalus sanguineus (brown dog tick), 1254 nucleotides. Its product is annotated as alpha-tocopherol transfer protein-like. NCBI's taxonomy places the organism in Eukaryota, Metazoa, Arthropoda, Arachnida, Ixodida, Ixodidae. Gene Ontology annotation, molecular function: phosphatidylinositol bisphosphate binding. Gene Ontology annotation, cellular component: membrane. The record is from RefSeq and is a predicted model, not a curated record. The coding region runs from base 388 to 1254 and encodes 288 amino acids. The transcript is spliced from 6 exons.